CAGGUUAAACAUACUGCUGGCUGGCAUGAACCCCUUGUAUUUCCAUGCAGUGAAUGUAAUUUUACACUGCCUGGUGACUCUUGUGCUGAUGUACACGUGUGACAAAGCUGUGUUCAAGGACUGUCGCCUUGCUUUUGUCACGGCGCUCUUCUUCGCUGUGCACCCCAUUCACACCGAGGCUGUAACAGGUAUAGUAGGCAGAGCAGACGUCCUGGCCUGUCUACUCUUUCUGUUGGCUUUUCUCUCCUAUAAUAGGAGUGUGGAUCAGCUUUAUGUUGGGGAACAUUUCCCUCCCACUGCCUCCCCAUUCUUUUUGCUGCUUAGUUUAUUCCUUGGGACGUGUGCAAUGCUGGUGAAAGAAACUGGAGUCACUGUGUUUGGUGUGUGCUUGGUUUAUGACUUCUUUUCCCUCUCCUACAAUGGACUCAAAUUGAGGAACGGGGCCAUUCCCCAGAGGCCCUCGCGGCCUCCCGUGCCCGCUCCGUGGGGCUCAUCGCUGUCCGGCCGGGAGAACGGGAAGCAGCAGCAGCAGCAGCAGCAUCGCUGUGCCCAGCGCGGCGCCUGGAGCUCCUGCCACCCGCCCGGGCCCCGCCAGCAGCCCAGCCUGCCUGUGCCCAGCAGGGCCAUCUGGGCCAUCCGCAGCUACCUGACUGCAAAUAACAACCAGAAUUUCUUGUAUACUGCAAGGCCUUUUUUGAAGAGAGCUGCUUUGGUGAUAAGCUACGUGAUCCUCGUGCUGUAUUUCCGCCUCUGGAUAAUGGGAGGUUCCAUGCCAAUGUUUUCAGAGCAGGACAAUCCAGCCUCAUUCUCACCAUAUUUACUGACAAGGUUUUUAACUUAUUCCUACCUUGUGGCCUUCAACGCGUGGCUGCUGCUGGCACCGAUCACCCUGUGCUACGACUGGCAGGUGGGCAGCAUCCCUUUGGUGGAGUCCAUCUGGGAUGUCAGGAACUUGGCCACGCUGUUCCUGCUGCUGGUGAUGACAUUGCUCAGCCUACACUGCAUUGCUGCAUUCAAGAAACUGGAACACAAAGAAGUUUUGGUUGGCUUGUUGUUCCUGGUUUUCCCAUUCAUCCCAGCCAGCAACCUCUUCUUCAGGGUGGGAUUUGUGGUGGCAGAGCGAGUCCUUUACAUGCCGAGUAUGGGGUACUGCAUCCUUUUUGUCCACGGUCUAAAAAAGCUGUCUACGUGGCUAAAUAAAUGGAGAAUUACUGUUCCAACCCUCUUUGCUUUGCUGCUGCUGCUCUUCUCUUGGAAGACCGUGAAACAGAAUGAGAUCUGGCUGUCACGAGAAUCCCUUUUCAGCUCAGGAGUGAAGACCCUGCCCCACAACGCCAAGGUGCACUACAACUAUGCCAAUUUCCUGAAGGACCAGGGCCGAAAUGUUGAAGCAAUCUACCACUACAAAACUGCUCUCAAGCUGUACCCUCGUCACGCAAGUGCUCUCAACAACCUGGGGACGUUGACCAAAGACGUGGUGGAGGCCAAGGACUACUACAGACGGGCCCUUCAGCUCAACCCCCAGCACAACCGAGCGCUCUUCAACCUUGGCAACCUGCUCAAGUCCCAAGGGAAGAAGGAGGAAGCUGUAAUCUUGCUGCGGGACUCCAUUAAGUACGGCCCAGAGUUUGCAGAUGCCUACUCAAGCCUGGCCUCGCUGUUGGCUGAGCAGGAACGGCUCAAGGAGGCUGAGGAGGUCUAUAAGGCUGGCAUAGAGAAUUGUCCAGAGAGCUCAGACCUGCACAACAACUACGGCGUUUUCCUGGUUGACACUGGGUCUCCUGAGAGAGCCAUGUCCCACUACAGGCAGGCCAUCCUCCUGAGCCCUGCUCACCACGUGGCCAUGGUGAACCUGGGCAGGCUUCACCGCUCCCUGGGGCAGAACAAAGAGGCUGAAGUGUGGUACAAGAGGCUCAGGUUCUGGCCAUGAUGGGGCGGACGAAGGAGGCGGAGAAGAUGACGAACCACAUCCUUAACGAGGAUGCAGAGUGCCUGGAGUGCUACCGCCUCCUGUCAGCCAUCUACAGCAAGCAGGAGCUCUAUGCCAAGGCACUUGAAGCUAUAGAAAAAGCGCUUCAGCUAAAACCAAAGGAUCCAAAAGUCAUAUCAGAGCUCUUUUUCACUAAAGGAAACCAGCUAAGAGAACAGAAUCUCCUUGACAAGGCUUUCGAGAGCUACAAACGGGCUGUGGAGCUCAAUCCAGACCAGGCACAGGCCUGGAUGAAUAUGGGAGGCAUUGAGCACAUCAAGGGGAGCUACAUCACUGCCCGUGACUACUACGAGAAAGCCUUGCAGCUGGUUCCAAACAGCAAGCUGCUGAAGGAGAAUCUGGCCAAGCUGGAUCGCUUGGAGAAACGGUUUCAAGAAGUCCAGGAGAAAGACCAAACAUAGCAAUGAGUCACCAGCAGGAGGACACUCCUGCCCCUUGGAGGAGAGUGUGGUGGAAGCCUGUUGCUCAAAGUGAUGCUGAAAGAGCUUUGAUAGGACUCAGAAUUAUGGAAGGCAAACUUGGAACACAUGCUUAGGUUCAAUCAAAGUUACAGGAUCCUGUGGGGUCCUGUGGGAUGUGCUGGAGCAUGAAUGAAAACUUUCCUUUAAUCAAGAUUUACAUCUAGGCUGUUCUAGUGACACCAGGAGUGUGGGUGGGACAUGCACCUUCCGUGUCUUGGUUGUCACCAAGGAAACCAUGGAGACAAGGCACUCAUCCAUUGCAGCAGGGGUGAAGGAGCACCUCCUGUUCUCCACACACAGGCUCACCUCAUCCAUGUAGAGCACCACUGGUGGGCUUCAUUGCAAGUGCUGCAGACAGGAAAGAUGGUCAUAAUGGUCACAUAAAAAAGGUUCCAAGGGGUUAAUGCUGAGGAAAUGGUGGUCACUUUUACAGCUCCUAAUGGGACUUGAAAAUUACUCUAAAGAAAGGGGAAACUAUUUAAAUAUCACCCUGGAAGGAUGAUUCUACAAGUAGGACAGAUGAUCCUUUGAGGGAAAACCUAGCCUGAAUAUUUUAUUCAUUAUACAAUAAUUUUGUAGUAAUUCAGGUUCAUGAUGUCACUUUUGUCAAAUAUCAUAUGGCUUUACCCUUUGCCCUCUCCCUCCAGGCCAAAUAAUUAUUACUCUGAAAAAAACUGAAGCAUGCAAAGGCAAUGGGAAGCUCUAGGAUUACUUGUCCUCCUGCUCAGUCCCCAGUAUGGAAAACAAACAACCUAUCUAAUCAAUAUAGGAAGUAAAGUAAAGCCACAGGGAGAUUAGGAAACAUUUCCUAGCCUGGAAAGGUACGAAGGAGGCUCUUUUAUGGGUGUGCAGGGACAAAGCCCAUUUAUCAUGGUGAUAACACUGACAAAAUACUUGGCCAAAGUGUUCUCACCACUCCCCUAAGAGAUACAGAAAAUGACCUAUAGCUGAUUAGUCGUAAAUCUAUAUUUUUAAAUACUGAUGUGGGAAAACAGAUUCUCUUCAGAACUGGGGCUUUUAUUUUUGAGCUUUAUUUAUUUAACUUAUAAUAAUCAAAUAAUUAAUAUAUUUUCUCUGUUUUAUACGAAUUGGGCAAUAUCCCUCACAGCUGGCCACACGGUUGGGCAUUGUGACUCAUAUUGUCUGAAGUUAGGAAAAGGGAGUGCCAAUGAGGCAUGCUGGAAUAAUUCCCUCUCAUUCUAAGUGGCUGCAGAGCACUUUGGACCACACUGGCCCUGCAAUAGCAGCACUUCUGCUGCUUCCACUGGGGUUUGCACCAGUUCCCAGGGAGCAUUAGUGGGAUCUGCUUCCUGCCUUUGGGUUUGGACAUCAGGGUCAGUCACCAGUUUUCUCCUCUUGCAGCACUAAACUGCUGGAAAAGUUGUUUUGUUUGAGCUUGACUGUGGCCAGCAGCCCAGGGUUUGGCAUUGUUAGUACAGUUCAGGUAGGUGUACAAUGCCCAAAAAACCAUCUGUCAGGAAAAGCCUGGUACCGCUGUGGUGCCCAGAUUUAGCUGGCCAUGGCACUUCAGCACUCUCCAAGUUCCCUCAGUGGGAUGGCUCAGCCAUGUGCUGAGGUUUUGCUGGCUUCCUUUGACAAGCCUGGCGAUAACACUGUGUCUUGCUGCACAGGUGAUGGUCAGGUUACUGAGGAAUUACUGAUGUGACUCCAACUGUGUUUGGAGCUCCCAGGUACAGUUGUCUGCCCUGCCAGGGUUUAUGGACCUGCCAGAGCCAUGGCUGUGCAUCCACUGAGACCAGGCUGGAUGGGCCCUACUGGCCAAGGAGAGCAGCCAGCUACAGCUGGGCAGAAGUGAAAAACUGCUGGGGAGAAGAGGUGGCACCAUGAGUGUUUGGGCUCUCCCUCCAAACCAGCUUCCAGAGGAGCACUGAGAUCAGAACAAGCAAGUUGCUUCACUGUUGAGUUUUCUGCUCCCAGCCCAAGCAGCCUACUUUACUUCAUGGGGCCAGGGACAGGUUUAGCUCCUGGGGCUGGUUCAGCACCCCUCUGUUGUUUUUUCACACAGCUCUUGUGGCUGUGGACUGGCUGAACUGACAUUUCAUUUCUGCAGGUCCCCAGGGCAGGUGCUCUGCUGGCUGCCUUGCACACGGCAGAUCUGCACACCCCUGGGCUGCCAGGAUGGCCUGGAGGAGGUGGCAUCAUGCCAGCACAGUCCCAUGGGAUGGGGACACCAAAGCUUAGAUGGCCUCUGACAGCAGUCAGCUCCCCAACAUGCAUUGCAAGGUCAUAGAUGGUUCCUUGCUGGGAUGUUCAGAGGUACCUGGACCAGAAAUCUCUGUGCCUGUCCCCAAGGUGAGCCUGUCUCUGGGACAGCUCCCCAAAGGCCUGUGCGCCCAGGCUGGCUGUGCUGCAGUGAAUCUGGGGGCUGGCAGAACAGUGUUUGGUGCUGCCCUGACAGGGGUACCAUGCAAAGCCCCCAGGGAGGAGGCACCUGCUGAGUGCUCCAGCAGCCAGCUGAACAUCAGUGGGUAGCAUGGGGGACAUGUGCCUCCUUUAGAAAUGUGUAUCAGCUAUCAACUUUGCCUCAAAAGAUAUAUUAAAUAAAUACUAUAUAUAUUAUACAGGCCUCACUGCAGUUUGUGGCUUUAAAUAGUGGCCAAUGAAGCAUAUUUUUUCAAAUACAGAAGUUGUAUUUUUUAUAGCAAUGCUUUGUGAGGGGGAAGACUUAGCUUUAUGUUUUUAACUUCAGCAUAAAUCUUAGUUUGUCUUUCCUGAGAGACCUGGUAGAAAUUGUCUCCUGCUUGUCCUAAAACCUGAUCAAAGCCAUCCUGACCUCCUAAAACUUGUGUAUGUAUGGAAGUGUAAUGCAGCUUUGGAUGCUCCCCUCCCAGAUCCUGGAGAAGGAUUGAUUACCAUUUGUGCAACGCUGUCUUACUUGCAGAAAAUGGAGAAAGAUGCCCCAGUAAGGGAGGUGGUUUAUUGGAAGGCAAGGCACAUCCACUUGCCUGAACCAGGCUGAUCACAUAGCCAGGGAUUUUAAUGCCAGUUGCAGCAGUUUACAUUUCCGUGCCCAAAGGCCGGCCCUCCACACCUUGGAGCUGGGUUUGUAGUUCUGCAGAGAGGAGAGCUCAAUAAUGAACCCCAUGUUCCUGGACCAGCACUUUAUACCCCAUCUGUGCAGGAUGACAGGCUGCAAACUGGCAGCAGAUUUGGAGAAUGGCUCAGAGCAUGGGCUACCAAAGCAGUUAAACCCCUGUGAAGCUCUGAGCUGACUCCCUGUCCUGUUGGCACCCAUGCUGCAGCCCUGUGUUUGUUCAGGGCAUCAAUCAUGUCAAAGGUUUAUUGCAGGCAAAGAAUGGAGUAUAAUAUGAAAUGGGUUACCUCCACCAACAUGGAAUGCAAUUGUGCAAGGUAAAUCAAGCAACUUACCUUGUGAUAACUUCAUAUUGUCCUAAUUAAUCAUAGGAAAUGUUCUCUUCCUCUAGUAUCACACAGCUUCUAAAACAAAGAGUUAUAAAUACAUUGUUUUCUACCAGUUCCAGUGCUCAGCAUGGUUAGCAGAGAUUGCAGAUUAACAAAUGGCUGCAGAUCUGCCUGGUGGGGGAGAGUUCAUGCUCUCUGCAAGUUGCAUUGGAUAAACCUCAGUGCUCACUAAUUUUAAAGCAGAGAAUUAAUGGAAAGCUGGUUAAACAGGACUCUCAUGUACUCACUGUACAUUUUAAUCCUAAAUGAGAAACAUAAUAAUUGUGUUGCUUUUUCCUUUCCCCGCGGAUAAUAUUUGCAGCUGAUGGAUUUUAUUUUAUUGCUUAUUUAAAUUCCAGUGUUCUCGGCUUCCAUCCCUUUUCUGUCCCCCAGGAUAAAUGAUGCAGUGGGGGUUAUUUUCUUUCUCUCAUGGACUCCUUGGACUAGAUUUUCCUACAAAUGUGCAGGCAAUUUGUUUUGGCCAAACAGUAAGUGAAUGCAGCAGUGCAAAUGGCCUUCAUUCCAGAGGAGGACAAGGGGCUGGGCAUGCAUGCAUGAGAGUAGAAAGAUGUAUAAGUCAAAAAAAUUCAAAAUAAAGAGGCUAACUUGCAGGGGAGGCCAGAUGCCCCUAAAAUGAUCUAAAAACUAUGAAGGCUUCUCCACAGUUACAGAAAUCAGGCCAGAUAUGGUGUACAUUAUUUGUGAAAGAAGAUAAUGGUCAGUCUAACUUAUUAAUUAAGCAAUUUAGAAUAUUAUUAUAUGGUCUUUUGCCCCACUUGUCCUCCAGCUCAUUGAAACAGCUGGUGUAUGCUUAAGUCUCUUCAAUCUUUAUGUGAUUAAGUUGACCAAGUGCUCAGUUUCUAUCUUUCAUAUAUGCAAUUAUGCACAAUCUUUCAAAAAAUUAGCCCUUAGAGGGCUUUUCCCCCAACCUUCAGUCUCUUGCAGCAAUUUCAAAAUGCACCAUUUUGCUUUCAUGUCCAUUUAAACCCAGCAGCAAAAGAGAAAAAAAAAUAAAAAAGAAAAAAAACAGCGCUUGGCAUUCACUGGUGUUUUAAUGUGGCAAAGUUGCUUCAGGUAACCUUGAUAACUUUGUGCAAAAGUUCAUUGCCAUGUUUGUACUGACUUGCUGAGAAUUUUUUCUUCUGGAAAAUACCCCCAGUGGUAUCCUCUGUAAAAGUUACAGCUGUAACACAACUAUAUUACUGUAGAAAUCUCUGCCUGAAGUGGAUGUCACGCUGCGUGUUUCUCUCAUGCAGGAGUUGUUUGCAUUGCCUGUUGUUCAUAUGGUUCUUAUUUCUGUAUCUAAUUUUUUUAAUUAGCUGUGCAUAUCUUUUUAAGAAAGAAAAAAAUCAACCAAACAAAAACAAAACCACAAGAAAACAGCCCGUGGAUUAGAAAUAUUUUAAAAAUAAAUUCACUCUUAGCAGUAGCUGGAUGUAUGUCAGUGAUGCAGGAAUUUGCAAAGUCUUUGCUUUUUUCACGGUGGGAUUUAUGGCUAGAUUUCACAUCAAGGAGUUAUGCUCGAAGUCUUUGCAGAAGAAAAUGUAUGUAAAUGUCUAUUUUAUAUAAAAAGUAAGAAAAGUA
Molecule: messenger RNA, 7458 nt
Organism: Zonotrichia albicollis (white-throated sparrow)
Lineage: Eukaryota; Metazoa; Chordata; Aves; Passeriformes; Passerellidae
Source: RefSeq, a predicted model, not a curated record